Molecule: messenger RNA, 1344 nt
Organism: Rubroshorea leprosula
Lineage: Eukaryota; Viridiplantae; Streptophyta; Magnoliopsida; Malvales; Dipterocarpaceae
Source: the annotation of a GenBank genome assembly
CCUCACCUAAUCCUUAUCUAAUACAAGCAAAUCUAUCAAACAUUUAAUGCAAGACUACAUGAAAAGUCUUGCUUCCAUUUGUGAGGCUCCAUGUGGCUGUUCUUGCUGCUACUUUGCAGCCUUCCAUUUGCCUUUCAUUUCAGCCUCAUUUCAUCAAAUCUUGCAGCGUAUCUUACUGCACUUUGCUGCUACCAUGCUUUGGUGCAGCUCUCCCUUCUUUUCCUUUUGCUACCACCUGUGCAACUUUCUUUCCAUUUGCUGCCUCUUGUGCAGCUUUGACACCACAGCUCCAACAAAGAUGAAGAGCAGAACACAUAAAAUGGAGAGGAGUAUAUCACUCCAACUCAAAAUUUCUCAUUAACCAACUCUCUUAUAUAUAGGAGAAUACAAUCUUUGAAACAAUUCAAAAUUCAAACAACUAUUCUACAUUAAAAAACAAUAAAAUUACAUUUGAAAUUUGAAUAUGUAACAGCCACUUUUGCUGCAACUUGCGUCCUUUCGUAGCUCUACAGCCUCUUUGCAACCUUUCAUUUCAUUUGCAUUUGCAUUUCGUUUACAUUUCGUUUCAGCCUCAUUUCCUUAACAUUUGCAGCUUAGCUUGCUGCACUUUGCUGCUACCAUGCUGUUGGUGCAGCUCUCCCUUCUUCAUUUUGCUACCAUUUUGUGUAGCUUUCAUUUUCAUUUGCUAUUACUUUGGCAGCUUAAACACUACAACUCCAACACUCCUCCUUGGUGUUAAAGCUACAAAAAUCAAAAACAAAAAUUGAUUUAUGCCUAAGCACCUAGGAUCAGCCCUUUGUUGUCCAUCUUGUGCUUGGUUUUCACCAUUUUUUUUUUCACAUCCAUGUACCAUUAUUCUCAAACAACCUCAACUCCUCCUUCAUUACAGCUUUUCUUCUUUCGAUCUUGUUGCCUCAAACAAAUUUUGGAGGUUUUGCAACUAAGUUGCAUUUUCUGAGUAAAUAAAAUAAGGAAUUGGUACCUCAAAGUGCUACUUCAUCAUCUUUUUUCAUCUUCUAUAGCUUCCUUGGGCUACGGAUUUUGGCUACUCAGUUAUGAAAAAUGACUUGAUGCAAUGUUGAGUACUCUCUUGAUCCCAAUCUGCAUCUUCACAAGCCAUCCUUGCCUUUUUGGACUAAUGCUGUAGCAUAAAACACCACCCAUAUCAGCAACAUAAAACAUCAUUAAACCAGCAUCUUUUGCUUUUGCUGGAAACUAUUUGGGUUUGGCUGGAGUUUAUGGUAGUAUAUUUCUCUCAAAUCUCUCUCACAUAGGCCCUCAAAGAUCAAGAAAGGCUGUGAUACCAUGUUCAUAUUUUUUAUCAAAGAAAAAUGGAGAGAAUUU